Messenger RNA from Orbicella faveolata, 725 nucleotides. RefSeq names its product noelin-like. The record is from RefSeq and is a predicted model, not a curated record. Gene Ontology annotation, biological process: signal transduction. Gene Ontology annotation, molecular function: calcium ion binding. NCBI's taxonomy places the organism in Eukaryota, Metazoa, Cnidaria, Anthozoa, Scleractinia, Merulinidae.
AUCAGAGAAAGUAAUUGCAAGGAGACAACACUGGCAAGUUUUUUUUUUGGUGAUUGGUUUUUCAAAACAUGGCAUACAAAAUAUUUGGGUUUAUAGUUGGUACCAGCUAUGGUUUAACGUUCGCGAGGACGGCCUAGAAAAACGUAAAUAACUGCUUAACUUUGGCGGGCGACUUCACGCUCAUUCAGUAACUAUAUUUUGUUUUCAGGCGUCCAAUACUGACGUGAACAGAUCGAAUGGCUGUCAUUAGAGGCCUCCUUUGCUUCCCAUUUCUACUUGUUAUCGUUGAAUUAUUUCAAGGAGCGGCCACUCAACAAUUGCAAUGUCCAGGUGGCGGUGCUGAAUAUUCUACUUCGGGAAUGAUGCUUGAGCGACACGUCUUUAAAACAAUUCAUGUAUCAUUCGGAUAUGAGUGCUUACAGGCGUGUCAUCAGGAGAUCACGUGUCAGAGUUUUAAUUACGUCAUUUCUCAGUCUGCGUGUGAGCUCAACAAUCGCACCAAAGAAGCAAGGCCUGAGGAUUUUGUGCCUAACACCGACAGAUAUUAUUUUAGACGAGACAGGAACAGAGUCCCUCUCGGUUCAAUUCCCGAGCUGCCAGCUGAAACCUGUACAGAGAUCAAGACGAGUGAAGGCGGACAAGCGGUCAGUGGCAAAUACUGGUUUGACGAGUAUAAAACAGGAAAAUCUGUGCUCACUCAUUGUGACAUGGACACCGAAGGGUGA